Messenger RNA from Manduca sexta (tobacco hornworm), 1158 nucleotides. RefSeq lists its product as uncharacterized. Lineage: Eukaryota; Metazoa; Arthropoda; Insecta; Lepidoptera; Sphingidae. The record is from RefSeq and is a predicted model, not a curated record. The coding region runs from base 1 to 1158 and encodes 385 amino acids. The transcript has a single exon.
AUGAGCCUUGUACCGACUGAAGAAUUGAGUAUCGGAAAAUACUUCAUUCCUCAUCAUUUUGUACUCCGUACGGAGAGCAGCACUACUCCUCUUCGUGUUGUAUUCAACGCCUCCGCUAAAGAUGCGAAAGGACUAUCGUUAAAUGAUGUGUUGCUCGUAGGUCCUAAAUUGCAAACGAAUAUUGUUGAAAUUCUUCUAAAAUUCCGCGUUCAUUCUGUUGUUUUCACCGCAGACAUGAAACAAAUGUAUCGACAAAUUCUCAUUCGAGCGUCUGAUCGUGAUUAUCAGCGCAUCUUCUGGCGAUUUAAUGCGGACCAACCCGUGCAAGAAUAUCGUCUUAAUACCGUGACCUACGGCGUGUCUUCCGCACCUUUUCUCGCAUGCCGUACUGUCAAACAGCUGAUUCAUGAUGAGGGUGGUGACUUUCCACUUGCGAGUCAAGUUUUGGGAUCCGAUGUUUAUGUCGAUGACAUAAUAACUGGUUUUAGUAACGUUCGUAUGGCUCAAAAUGCGAAAACUCAAAUAAUCGAACUUUUGAAAAGGGGACAUUUCGAACUCAGAAAAUGGGCUAGUAAUGUACCUCAGUUACUCUCUGAUUUACCACGAGAAUAUUGCUUAACCGAUCCUGUAUCCAUGGAUGUUGACGACAACCCUACUCUCAAGGUAUUAGGUCUUAAGUGGGAUCCUUGUAAUGAUUCGUUCCUUUUUUCAGUAACUCCUCAGCAUAAGAAAUGUUCGAAGCGUAACAUUCUUAGCGAGCUUGCACGUAUAUACGAUCCACUUGGCUUCCUGUCGCCAUUAAUUUUGGUGGCAAAGGUGUUGGUUCAGCGCCUCUGGAUCCUUGAGAUAGGUUGGGAUGAAGACCCUCCCGAUAAUAUAGUCCAGUUUUGGUCUCGAUAUCUUGAACAAUUACCAUUGUUAGAAUCGUUACAGAUUCCCCGUUUGUUUGCUGGACAGGAUUGUAUUUCUUGGGAGUUACAUGGCUUUUCAGACAGUUCGGAAACAGGUUAUGGUGGUGUGAUUUAUUUACGAACCGUGAACGCUGAGGGUAACAUUCAGACCUUCUUUGUUUGUUCAAAGCGCGAGUCGCACCUACAAAAUCCACUUCCCUUCCUAGGUUGGAGCUUUGCGCUGCAGUUCUUCUUGCCGACCUGCUGA